AUGUCGACUUCCGAUCAAUUGUCAUUAUCUUUGGAAGAAAGAAGUGCACCUGUUGCAGUCGAAGAAGACGCUGGAAUGCUGUCACGCUUCAUUUCUUAUUUCAAGCCCUCGUAUCUAUGGAAAAAGCUCGCAUCGUCUUGGAUCAUGAGAUUCGCUAAGCUACAUAUUUACCUCAGACACGCAUCUGAGAUAGAUGUAGCAGGCAACAAACUAUUCAAACAAGUGCACGCUGAUAAGGUGCCGGAACUCUUCAGCAGCCGUGAGUUUCAAAAGUGGUCGAAAUAUUUUGCGGACGCCUUCCCUGAUGAUCCAAAUAUGUGCGCUCAGUAUAUGGUGUUGACGUUGGCAAAACACCAAAAGACAAAGCUGGUCUCCUCCAUUCCGAGUACUAAGGUUGUCGACGGCAAAUUAGCUUUUGGUGAUUUCUUCAAAGUCGCGCUGAUCGAUUAUAUCGCCAAAGCUAGGAGUGAUGCGAAGUCCAAACCGCUUGCUGACGAUCUUGAAAAAUCACUGCUUAUUUUCAGUAAAACACUGACAUUAAACGAGGACUCAAAGUCUAUUGGUGAGCAAUUGGGACGUGAAAUUGGCAUCAGCAACCGCAAGGAAAAACUUUCCGAUGUUGAUAUCCCGCAACCAGUGCAGAAGUUUUCCACUCAACAUGAGUUGAUAAGUAAACCGCUAACUCCGUUGACGCCCGCCAUUGACAACCAUGAGGCCACAGCCUCCGAACCACUAAAAGUUGUCCAGCUUGACAAAGUACAGUCGGAGGCUUUUGACAGCCAAAAAUUACUAUCUUGGUUGAAGCUCAUUAAGGAGGCCAAGCCAGAUGAAAGUGGAAAUUACGCCGAUUUGAGCUUGUCGGGAAUGGCGAAACGCAAGAUAGAAAAUCUGUUUGAUUCUCUUCCGGCUGCUAAGCUUGUCGAUGGCAAAUUAGCUUUUGGUGAUCGCGUUAAAGAUAUUCUGAUGAACUUUCUCGCCGAAGCUACUCCUGUAUCGAAUUUCAAGGGUCUUGCUGAUCAUCUUGAACGCUCACUGCUUAAACUCAGUGAGAAUUUAAAGGCAGAUGAAGAAUCAAAGUUCAUUGGUGAGCAACUAGAAGGUGAAAUUCGUGUUGUUCGAAUUCGCAGCAACAAUGAAAAUAUUGUUGACGUUCUUGAACAUCCGAGCGUGCAGAAGUGGUACUUCUCCCAACCUACACAAGAGACGGUUUCUGCUGGCUCCAUUUUAGCUGCCAAGUUGCUUCAGCAAGGUAUCAAAGACACAAAAAUUGGUGUUGCGCAUCUCGAAGCUCGAAGUCCUGCGGCAAAGAAAAUCAUGAAGGAAGUUGUAUAUUCCAGACUGGUACUAAAUUUACAGGUUUCGUCGGACGAAACCACUAUCGAAAGUAUUGACCGGUGGAUUUGCCUUGCAAUUGAGUUGAACGCUGAUGUUGAGACGGUCGUGUUUCCUUUACUGAAGAAGUCGAUAUCUGUUGGUUCGAUUCUUCGUAUUUGUUUUUUCGUUAAACCUUCGAGGGUUGAUGCAAAAGCCUAUAUGGAAGGAAUACAUGAUGCUGUGUUCAAAUCAUGGGAGUCUAUUGGAGACGAAGCUGCGUUGAAGGAGCUUGGACUAGAAACCUUCUACUUUGAAGAACUUUUGGCGCGUGAAUGGAUUGAUUACAUGAUUUCGCGACAUUCGAAUGAUGCGAAUGCUGUGAUGACUAAAAUUUUACGCAAAAACUACGAAGAUGAUAUUGCGGACUUGAUUGUUGAUGGAAAAGCGAGCAAAUAUGAUAAUUACCAAUCGCUUGCGAAAGCUCUUGAAUCGACUCAAGUUUAG
Molecule: messenger RNA, 1818 nt
Organism: Plasmopara halstedii
Lineage: Eukaryota; Oomycota; Peronosporomycetes; Peronosporales; Peronosporaceae
Exons: 1
Coding region: 1-1818 (605 amino acids)
Source: RefSeq, a predicted model, not a curated record